This is a messenger RNA of Diabrotica virgifera virgifera (western corn rootworm), 7722 nucleotides long. RefSeq names its product brain tumor protein. Gene Ontology annotation, cellular component: chromatin; nucleoplasm. Gene Ontology annotation, biological process: positive regulation of DNA-templated transcription. Gene Ontology annotation, molecular function: protein binding; zinc ion binding; ubiquitin-protein transferase activity. The record is from RefSeq and is a predicted model, not a curated record. Lineage: Eukaryota; Metazoa; Arthropoda; Insecta; Coleoptera; Chrysomelidae. The coding region runs from base 222 to 2873 and encodes 883 amino acids. The transcript is spliced from 9 exons.
UUGUGAUAGUUUUCCCGGGUUCUGCGGAUGUUUGACGUUCCCCCCCUUCAUACUCAAUAACCUAUUGCCCUUGCGCUUAGACGCAAGACACGCCAUUUGCAAAACAUUAGUUCGUAAUGGCAUUGAUAAACCUUUCACGGGAUUAAAAUUUCGUGACAAACAGGCCUACUAUUACAAGAAACUUCAGUGUUGUGUUUACUUCACUAUACAAGUUUGCAACUAUGGGUACAAAUACUAAGGACGACUUUUCAGAAUCAAAAGAAUACGGCGUAAAAUCUGAGGAAUUCGAAGACUUUUCUGAGACUAUGUUAGAUGGAAGCGAUAAGAAAUCAUUAGAGGACGGCUCAUUGUCAGAUCCUGAUAACUGUGGCAUGUGUGGUGGCCCAUUGGUUAUACCUCGAAUGCUGCACUGUUUACAUACAUUUUGCGAAGAAUGCCUAGGCAAAAAGCUUGUCGGGGAAGCUGGAGAUGCUGGAUCCACAGACACUUCAAUCCAAUGCCCGAUCUGUAACUAUUCAACCCUGGUUGGAACAAAGAAGUUAGCUGCUCUACCGCUUGAUGUCUCAAAGACAAAUGUUACCGACGUUUCCAACUCCCCCGAUUUGCAUUGCACUUCCUGCACUGCCAAAGAAAUGGCCAAGUCCAAAUGUAACACCUGCCAACACCUUCUAUGCAACAAUUGUGACAAGGCUCAUCAUUUUAUGAGAUGUUUCGAGUCACACAAGGUUGUUGCUCUCGAGGACAUGGUUAAAUCUGGUAUUAAGAUCACAGUUCACAAGCCUCUAGUAUGCGAUUUCCAUCCUGGCGAAAAUCUCAUCUUCUAUUGCUUGGUGUGCAGUGUAACAGCUUGCACGGAGUGUAUUAAAGUUGAUCAUAAAGGCCACCAGUUUGAGGGGAUACUCGACUCUGAACCAAGAGUUAGACAAGAGAUGGAGGGUUUGGUUAAGAAAGGCAAAGAAAAAAUCGAAAACCUCACCAAAGCUUCUGCUACUUUGAACAAUAACAUGGAAGAACUUUCCCACCAGCGCUCCACCGCUAGAGAUCUUAUCAAUGAAUCAUAUCAGAGUUACAAGGCUGUUCUUGAGAAAUGUAAGGAUGAUAUUUUAGAAGAGCUGACUGGAUUGUAUCAUGAACGUGAGCUAGUCCUCAUGCAAGAGAGUAAUGAGUUGGGCAAUACCAUUGUUAACUUAGAAGAUGCCUGUAAAUGCACUUCCAGCUUAUUGGAAGGCGGUACUGCACAAGAGAUGAUGUAUUUAAGAACAGCACUUGCUACUAGGUUGAUGACUUUAAACCACAAAUCACCCAAACUGGAAAAAUCAUUCAGUAUUGAGUUCAAAUCUGACUUGGAUAAGUUUGAAUAUGCUAUCAGGAGUAAUUUCGGAAAGUUUGCUACAGAGGAAGAUGUCAUCGUGAAAACAUCACAGUCUUCUCCAGUUUUACCUGAAUUGGCUCCCUUGAACAUCAACGGGAUCAAUGGAAUCAACAACUCACCACCUGCUAUCGUCACAAACGGUUGUAGCGCACCUUCGGUAACAACAACCAGUCCAAUUUCUUUACCCACAUCCAUGCAAUCUUCAUUCGACGGGGAACUUGGAAACAAUUUACAAAUGUUGAUGGCUCAGAGUCCUCCCUUACCCCACGUCAAUUCAAACCAAGGGUUUUCCCAAGGGUUUUCUAGUAUUGCCGAGUACAAUAUAGCACAACUAGCCACUUUAGCAGAAAACACAAACAGUGCUGCCACGUCACCAACUACAGCUCCGUUCAAUAUUGCCGAUAUUUUGAACAAUGAUACUGCCUUCAAGAAUAUUGCAACGUUAGUUAAGCUGGCAGAAAACGUACCAAACGGUAACAACAUGCUGGCUCGGUCCACAUCAGCAGCAUCCUUAAACUUAUCCAAUAAUCUAAUUAACGGUUUUGGUGGCGUUUCCACCUCGACCUCUCCUUUAUUAUCCACUCCUGAUGACAUCAUUCCAGAUCCUUUAACAAAUAUCAUCCCCAAUACAGGAACCAAUACUACUCCGUCGAUUCCUAGAUCCAACAAAGUUAGUCCUAUGCAGAUCCGCUGCAAGUUUGGCCAGUUGGGACCCGGCAAGGGGCAGUUCAAUUCUCCACAUGGAUUUUGCUUGGGAUUGGAAGAGGACAUUAUCGUUGCCGAUACAAAUAAUCAUAGAAUUCAGAUCUUUGAAAAAACCGGAACAUUCAAGUUUCAAUUUGGCAUCCCAGGUAAAGACGAAGGUCAGCUGUGGUAUCCCAGGAAAGUAGCAGUUAUGCGCAAUACCGGCAAAUACGUCGUAUGCGAUCGUGGCAACGAACGCUCCAGGAUGCAGAUCUUCACUAAAAACGGCCAUUUCUUGAAAAAGAUAGCUAUACGUUACAUCGACAUAGUCGCUGGCCUAGCAGUCACUGUCAAUGGUGAGAUUGUCGCCGUUGACAGCGUCAGUCCGACAGUAUUCAUCAUAGGGGAGAGUGGAGAUCUGCUGCGUUGGUUCGAUUGCAGUGAUUAUAUGAGAGAGCCAUCCGAUAUCGCUAUUCAUGGGAAGGAAUUUUACGUUUGUGACUUCAAAGGGCACAACGUGGUAGUAUUUAACGACGACGGGCAAUUUUUGCGUAGAAUCGGAUGUGAGAACCUAACCAACUUUCCCAACGGAAUUGAUAUAUCAGAUGCAGGAGACGUAUUGAUUGGAGAUUCCCAUGGAAAUCGAUUCCACGUUGCAGUCUUUUCACGCGAUGGGGGCUUGAUUUCGGAAUUCGAAUGUCCAUAUGUAAAGGUCUCCAGAUGUUGUGGAUUGAAAAUCACAUCCGAAGGUUACGUAGUAACCCUCGCCAAAAACAAUCAUCAUGUUCUGGUAUUGAAUACGUUAUACAUCCUGUAAACCCCGAAUAAUAUAGCGUCGUCGACGAAUAUUUUGACCUUAGUCCCUCUUCCCGACCAACUGUUUCAUGAAUAUGUUGUGUUAGUUGACAUCCUCUGACACAUGUUGUGUUAGUUGACAACCCUGACACAUUCUCACCCGACCCUCGCCUGUUGAGCUGUGGCAUUUAACAAUUUUUGAUAAAAAUAUUUUUAUGUAUUUAAUCUUCACAGUUCGUACCCAGAAAUAGACUAAGAACUCCCCGUAAAAAUAUGAGUAGAUAAGGUAUCGGUACGACACAAAUCAAAAUGUGCGUAGAAGAAAGUUAACAUUGUGUUGAAACUUACGCUGGUCACGGCUUUUGUUACCAGCUGCUCAAAUAAUUAUGCUUAUAUUCGUAUUAACGUUUACACUGUUCUUUAAAAACUAUUUAAACAUUGAUAUAAGGUUUAUUCCAACAGAACGAAAAACCGUCAUGUAACGAUUAUGCUCAUGCGCAGUAAGCAAAAUAUCCCAUUGGAACGUAUUAUUUUGUUUACUGCGCAGUAAAGCGUGAUCGUUACAUGACGGUUUUUCGUUGUGUUGGAACAAACCUAUAGCCAAUUUGUUUUCCUUAAAGUCUUCUAUCAUGUCUAAAAUAUCAUAUUUAGUGUUUUCAGCAAGCAAUUUCUCACAGAAGUACAAAAAUGUAGAUUGUAGAAAAAUAGUUUAAAAACAAUAACAUUUGUAUUGUAGCUAUUUAUGUUAUAAAUAUCUCGUAAGUCAUGAUCGUAGAUUUAUUAAUUUGGAUUUGUAGUAGUAUUACAGCAAAAUAUCGUUAUAUUUUAAUGUGUAGGUAUAAUUACAUCUUUAAUUCGUCAAAUGGAGAUCAAGGUUGAUCGUUGAUCUUUAGUAACCUGUGUUGAAGUAAAUUCUAUUCAUUUUGCUGCUUUCGAAGUUAGGCUAGGAUCAGGAAAGCUCGAAAUUUUGAUGUGUCGUCAUUUUCAUGUGUUAACUGUCAAUGGUGUCAAAUGUCAAUGCCAUUGAUUCUUUCCAAUAUGUCACGUGUUCGUCAUUAGUUUUCCAUUAUUCUGUAUCCAACUAAAGAUAUAAACGGAACAACCAAUUCCGUUGUUCCAAGGAGCUAUUCAAAUUGAAUACUUUAAAGUCUGGCGUGCAAAUAAUUGUUAUGUUUUCUAUCUCUCUUAUAAGUUCAUCUUGUUUGGCUUCCAAUUAGCAUUUAUUGAUUAAUCAAAUUGCCAACCUGUAACAUUGAAGAUAAAUUUUACUUGCUUUUCUUUUCAGUAACCUCGCAGUAUUCUGCUCUGCAUUUUAUUGGCUAAGGAUAUUUUUGAAAAUCAGUAAUCAUCAAUCCUCACUGCACAACCAGUCCGUCACAAUCUCGGGUGCUUAGUACAUUCAGAGAUUGGGGUUUCUUCGAGCAGUUUAUUUAUUAUUAAAUCCUCGCUUGUCCACUGCUGGACAAUAUUCUCCCUCAUAAUGUUCAAUCUUGUGCCUCCUACAUCUUAAUUUUUAUGGCAACGUUUUAGAUCAUCAGUACAACGUGUUGGUGGACGACCUGUGCUUCGGAAGGCAUCAUCUCUUAGUCUCCAUUACAGUAUCCGCUUUGUUUAUCUAUUAUCUGUCAUUCGAGCCAUGUGACCUGCCCCGUCUCACUUCAGUGUUGCUAUUCUCUCUACAGCAUCAACUACUCCUGAUCUUAGUCGGUUUGAAACCUUGAUUUGCAGUGAAACGCCCAACUAGCACUUUCCGUCACCCUUUGAGUCACAUGGAUGUUUUUUGUCAUGUUCUCCUUGUCAUGGACAACGUUUCUGCUCCAUAAGUCAACACUGGCAAAGCACACUGAUUAAAGGUUUUUCUUUUAAAACAUAUUGGUAUGUUGGAUGAUUUUAAAAUGUGGUUUAAUUUGCGGUUACGGUUUGGUUAUCUUUUCCUAUGCGAAUCUCGUGACCUAGGUAUUUAUAGAUCAUUAUAAUAUGGUCUAUGGAUCUUGUUUCUACGCAUAUCUUCUCUUACUACAAGAUUUGUCAUCAUCUGGGUUUUAGAUAUACACUUGAGAGCAAAAUAAUCGACUCACUUGCAGAAUUGUACACGUUAAAAGUAUCGAAUUUCCUAAACCUGUUGUCCGAUUUGAGUGAUUUUUUUUAGUAUGUUAUAGCCUUAUUAUUUACGAAAAUCGAUGUAAUAUUAUUGUUGAUAGACAGGUAAAGGUCAUUUUAUACCGGGUGUAACAAUCGUACUGUGUUUUUUUUCUUAAAGAUAGGAACACCAUUCGCACCUUGAGAAGAAGACUGUUCCAAUUCAAAAUUCCAAUUUUACAGGACAGUCAAGUUAGUCAACUACAGUAACUAUUUAGUCAAAAUUUCCAAUUUUUUGAGUUGGCACACUCUUCUUUCCAAUGUGCGAUGUGUAAUAUUCUAGCAUAUAAAAAAUAUUUAAACUAAAACUCAAUUGUAGCCUUAGGCUUUCUUAACAUCUUGUUUUUUGAUUCAUUCGCUUAUGUUCAAUAAUAAAAGAGAUACGUACUUUUAUAUUACAAAUGAGGUAUACUAUUUGGUCUUUAUCAAUAUCAUUCCAAAUCUCGAGAGCUACUGUUUCUACCUCUUGUAAGGUUCUAGGAGGUGGCAAACGCUGUCGUAGUCUUCUGCCAAUUAUGUCCCACAAAUGUUCGAUCCGGUUAAGAUCUGGACUAUGCGAUGGCCAAUGCGAAGCCUGCAGAUUUACCUGUUGUAAAUAUUCGGUUACAGUUCGUGAACGUGAGGUCUUGCAUUAUCCUGUAUUAGCAAAAAAUUGUUACCAAUAUAAGGAGCCGAUAGCAUGGUAGCUAAGUAUUUCGCUAUGUAAGAUCACUGCUUGAAAACACUCAUCACGAGUCAAAUUCCUUGUAGCGCAUUCCAUAUCCACCAAUUAACAAAAAAAAACUACGGACUUGAUUGAAACUUUAAAUAAUAAAUCUACUAAUUUUCACAACAAACCAGACACUUUUUGACUGUUAACCAUUUAACAUCCAUUAAAUUGUUAAUUUCUCAUAGCCUACUUUAGGCUUGUUUAUUAAACUAAGCAGAAAAUGAUUUAUUUAUUAUGAGAAUUUAUUGAUGAAAAACAUCGCUAGUUGUUAAGAGGAAACAGUAGCGAUCAACAGGUAGCAAAAACGCGUUCCAAGAUUGCGGCUGUAUUUUGAAUAUUUUUUCGAGAUAUUUGGCACACGUACUCGUAAUAUAAUAAAGACUGGCGGUACAGAGCCCAAUUUGAAAAAUAUGUUAAUAUGUGGAAAUUACUCUGUAAUUAAAUACAAUAUUAAAAAAAACGAGCCUGUACCGCCAUUAAGAAGAACAAAAAAAUACACUUUCUUCAAAUAAACUUUUUUAUCCGAUUAGUUCCAAAAUGACACAAAAUCUAGGCAUCGGAUAAAAAAGUUUAUUAUAUACAGGCUCGUUUUUUUAAUAUUGUAUUUAAUUACAGAGUAAUUUCCACAUAUUAAUAUAUUUUUCAAAUUGGGCUCUGCACCACCAUUCUUUAUUAUAUUACGAAUACGUGUGCCAAAUAUCUCGAAAAAAUAUUCAAAAUUACUGCCGCAAUCUUGGAACGCGUUUUCGCUACCUGUUGAUCGCUACUGUUUCCUCUUAACGUACCUAACUUUUUUAUUAUCCAACAUAAGCAAAUAAAUCAAAAAAGAAAAUAUUCAUAAAGCCUAAGGCUAAAAUUGAGUUUUAAUUUAAAUAUUUUUUAUAUGCUAGAAUAUUCCACAGGGUGUUUCGAACUUUAAGAAAAAAAAACACAGUGUGAUUGUUACACUCGUUAUAAAAUGACCUUUACCUGUCUAGCAACAAUAAUAUUACAUCGAUUUUCUUAAAUAAUAAGGCUAUAACAUACUAAAAAAAUCACUCGAAUCGGACAACAGCUUUAGAAAAUUCGAGACUUCUAACGUGUACAAUUCAGCAAGUGAGUCGAUUAUUUUGCUCUUAAGUGUAUUUAUUUUCAACCCCUUUUUUAGCGAGUAAAGGUAGAACCGCUUUAAAAGUUCUUUGGCCCCAUCUAUCCUCUCAGCUGUCGGCACAAUAGCAUCUGCAAACUUAUAUAAUAUUUUUUUUUUGUUGGAAGGGGCACAAAUUUAUUAAUGAACAUUAGUAUUUAGUUUUUAGUGUACUAGUAGCAUUAAUAGCAUAAAAAUAGUUUAAGUACGGUAUAUGUAGUUAACAAUAUUCUUGUAAGGUACUUUAUACCUUAUUUACUCAUAUUUUUACGGUGAUUUUUUGUUCUAUCAAGAAGUUUUCAUAAAUACCCAACGUAGCAGCUAAUAUUUUUAUUAGAAUAUUAAUCAAAUUCUUAUGAAAUUAGUUCCAUGCCUUUUCGACAAUUGGUUACUCUAUAACGUUUAGCAGACUGAGAUCAACAGUAUCAGUGUUUGUGGAAAUGUCCUUAACAACGGAAAUCUAUUUUUUUGUGGAUCUUGAUCUUAUUGUCUUCUUGUGGAAGACGAUUUUUUCUGAACGUGACCAUUUAGAUUUUUGGUGCCCUUAUAUUUAUUAUUUUCUUUCCUAACUUAAGACUUUCUUUCCUCAACCAAUAAAUUUGUCUCUUAUGUUUUUUUUGUGUUUUUAUGGUCCGUUUGAAGUCAUAGAAUUUUUAUUUAUUUCUACACAGUCUUUGGUUGUUCUCAAUGUACUAAUAUUCUAUAUCUCUUUUUUGUUAUCUGGAGAAAAUAUUCUCUCCCACUUGCAUCUUUCCAUCUAUCCCGUGGCAUUCCUCUGUUCUUCUUUUCUCCAGUUUUACUAGUUAAACAUCUGUUUCUUCAUUCUAGUAACUGGUAUUUUCUUUACAUACACCAGUGGAAGUAUUCGAUGGUCUUUUACAUCCCCGAUUAGACUAU